AUGAAUUCUGAAUAAUAAGACAGGAAUAAAUAACCAAAAGCUAAUUUGGAAUAAUUUAUUAGAAUCUGGUGGCAACAUUUAUUAUUUGGAACUAAACUUAUAAUUGGAAUUUCUUGGUUAUUUGGUUUUAUUGAUCUCUUCACCAAUUUUACAUUUGAUUUAUUUGCCAACUCUCCAUAAUAAACAAUACCUUUUUAAAUUUAGAGAUUAUGCUUUUCACAAUUUGUUCAUUGUAUCCCUAUAUAAACAAUAUGAUAGAUUAUACCAUUGAUUUAAUGCUUGCUAUUAUUUGCUUAUAUAAAAAAUUUGAAGAAUUAGAGUCAAAAUAUUCCACUGCUGUUUUUAUCAUAUUGAUUCUUACUUUAGGAUGUCUCACUCAAGUAAUUAUUUUUUUAAAAUUCACUUAGUUUAUAUGUGUUCUUCUAUAAUGGAUAUUAUCUUUUGUAUACUCUCCAUUUUAUUAAAUUUAAGCCUACGGUUUAUGGAAUUAUUAUAUUUUCUGUGUUAUUUAAGAGUAAGUUAACUUUAAAUAAAUUUUUAGAUGUGUGACCUCGCCAAAUGGAUAAAGUUUAUUUUUAAUUUUUCCACUUCAGUUGAAAAAUAAAUACUACCCUAUUGUUUUAAUUAUAUUCUUCACUCUUAUUCAAUAAUCAUUGACAUUCAUUUCAACAGGAUUUAUAUCAAUUGCAUAUUAUUUCUUUCAGAAUCACAUCAAUUAAAUUAAUCAUUCUGUAUGAUCUCAAUUUAUGAUUAGACUAUUGAAAAAAUUGAAAAAAGUUUUAUUUUCAAAUUCUUUACAGAAAGAACUGAUUUUAAAAAAAUUUCUAAUUAUUAAGAUUAAUUAGAGCCAAGUGUUGAUGCAAGAGAAUUACAAUCUGUAGAAACACCACCUGCAAAGUUUUUCAUAUAUUAUGAAUAUUAGAUUAACUAUGUAAGGAAGUCCUUAGCAAUUCAGAUCCUCACUUAUGCUUUCAGAAUUAUAAAAAGAAAUGAAUUAAAAAGAGAGUGAAUCAGAACAACCAAUGUAAGAUGACGAUGAAGAAAAAAAAUAAAACGAAUCAAAUCCAUCAAUGUAAUAUGAAUGAAC
This is a messenger RNA of Paramecium sonneborni, 1087 nucleotides long. NCBI's taxonomy places the organism in Eukaryota, Ciliophora, Oligohymenophorea, Peniculida, Parameciidae. The record is from the annotation of a GenBank genome assembly.